AUGCUGAUUGUAUUUCCACGCCGCGCACUCGCGCGGUUCUCCCGUUCAGUCCCCGGAGAGGUACGCAGGGCAUGGCACAUAGCCAGGUGCGGCAUCAAGGACAUCCUCGACGAGACGGAAGGCAUGCGCUACAGCUGGGCAUUUCUGGAUCUCGACGCUUGCGGUGCAUCCCACCUCGACCCGCUCUCUAAGCGAGAAGUCAGCAUCUUUACAAGUCGCGAGAUUCCCGAGGCGGCUUGGAUCGAUGUACUCGACCAGGUUCACGACUAUCUCGAGACCUUUGAGGACCCCGACGACAUGGGCGACGCGGGCACUGCGGAUGAGUCGUCGGACAUGGACCCGGCGUGGAUAGAAUUGGGCUCGCAGGAAGGCGACCGAGAUGACGAUUGGAUGCCCCCGGAAUUUGGGCUUCGCCCCAUGCCCCUGCACGCGCAUAUGGGCGCCGUUCGACAAGAGAGCGUGGGCGGCGUCUUGUUCAGCGCGAUUGGCCCACGGCCAGGGCGCGUCCGGCGACGUCGAAUUGUGUUUGACACACAUGAGUUGACGGCAUUGGGGCGCCGGGCAGAGGAGCGCCUGGAAGAGGAGCGUCUGGAAGAGGAGCGCACCAACAAUAUGCGACGCGUUGGCAUCAUGCUGGCAAGAGCUGUCACAGGAAGGGCGCAGUCGGCUCCUCCGCCUGCCUGGCCGCCGGACGCUCCAGACAGCCGGUAA
This is a messenger RNA of Purpureocillium lilacinum, 711 nucleotides long. The record is from RefSeq and is a predicted model, not a curated record. Lineage: Eukaryota; Fungi; Ascomycota; Sordariomycetes; Hypocreales; Ophiocordycipitaceae.